Messenger RNA from Peniophora sp. CBMAI 1063, 540 nucleotides. The record is from the annotation of a GenBank genome assembly. NCBI's taxonomy places the organism in Eukaryota, Fungi, Basidiomycota, Agaricomycetes, Russulales, Peniophoraceae.
AUGGCCCAACCAGCAGCCCCGCCAUCAUCGCAGGAGAACACCUCCAUGUCGCAGCAGGAGCGCCGGGUAUACGGGCGCCUCUCAAUGAUAAUGGAGCAUUUCCACAACAAUUUUCGGCGGACAUGGAAUGUGCUCUACUCGUCGGUGUCCAACGAAGAAACGGAGCCUGCCACCAAGCCGCUACCCGCGAAGCGCUUGAUCGACGUCGGAAUGGAGUUCGUCGACCACCUCACGCUACACCACACCAUUGAGGAGCAGCACCUCUUUCCCAUGCUCGCGAAGCGCAUGCCCGGGUUCAAACCCGACGCCUUUGCGUACACCCAGCACAAGGGCAUUCACGAGGGACUCGACAAACUCGAAGCCUAUCUGAAGGCAUGUCGGCGCGGACAACGCGAGCUCAGGCGGGAGGAGCUGAAGGAGAUUCUCGACUCAUUCGGAGGAGUGCUUUGGCAGCAUCUCGAUGAGGAGGUUGCUGAGCUCGCACCGGAGAAGAUGAAGGCCGCCUUCACCUUAGAAGAAGUUAUGCGAAUUCACGUUUGA